Messenger RNA from Capsella rubella, 713 nucleotides. RefSeq names its product 30S ribosomal protein S16-2, chloroplastic/mitochondrial. The transcript has 3 exons. Lineage: Eukaryota; Viridiplantae; Streptophyta; Magnoliopsida; Brassicales; Brassicaceae. Bases 94 to 489 code for a protein of 131 amino acids. The record is from RefSeq and is a predicted model, not a curated record. Gene Ontology annotation, cellular component: ribosome; small ribosomal subunit. Gene Ontology annotation, molecular function: structural constituent of ribosome. Gene Ontology annotation, biological process: mitochondrial translation.
AAAUUGAAAUCUCACUCUCUCUAUCUGAACUCUCUCUUGGUCAGCUUUGAUUAGAUCAUUUCGGUCUUUCGGUAGCAAGGGAGGAGGAGAAACAUGGUUGUGCGGAUCAGAUUAUCGAGAUUCGGAUGCAAAAAUCGGCCAUUUUUUCGGGUUAUGGCGGCAGAUAGCAGAUCCCCUAGAGACGGGAAGCACCUUGAGGUUUUGGGUUACUUCAAUCCUUUGCCAGGCCAGGACGGUGGUAAGAGGAUGGGUCUGAAGUUCGAUCGAAUUAAGUACUGGUUAUCUGUUGGUGCUCAGCCAUCGGACCCGGUUCAGCGUCUCCUAUUCAGAUCCGGUCUACUUCCUCCUCCGCCAAUGUUGGCUAUGGGACGUAAAGGUGGACCAAGAGACAAUCGCCCGGUUGAUCCAAUGACUGGUCGCUAUGUGGAUGCAGAGAAGAAACCAGUUACUGAUAACCAGCCUAAGGAAGAGGAAGACAAGAGUGCAUGAUUCAUUAGCCUUUUUCGUCGUCGUAGCUUUUAAGUUCACUUUGUUGCCGAUCAUAACUUGUGACUGUAAUACACACCUUGGGCUUGUUCCUUUGUUUGGCAAUAAACGGCAAAGUGUUUAGAAGCCUUUUGCAAAACCGGCACAUAUUUUGCAUUCGGAUAUUAAGUUUUACCGUAUGUUUUUGGUCAUUUAUUUAUACAGUUGGAGUUUAAUUUUAUUAUUAA